AAGACUAAAAGACUAAAAGUCUAAAAGUCUAAAAGACUAAAAGACUAAAAGUCUAAAAGACUAAAAGACUAAAAGUCUAAAAGUCUAAAAGACUAAAAGACUAAAAGACUAGAAGUCUAAAAGUCUACAAGACUAUAAGGGGGCGACUUACAAGACUAUAAGUCUAAAAGUCUACAAGACUAUAAGGAGAUGGCUUACAAGACUAUAAGUCUAAAAGUCUGCCCAAAGGCAGACCUCAAAACACUAGGAUUCACAAUGAAGGCCCAAAUGAAGAACUCCGUGGUGAUAGGACCCCCCGCGGCCGGAGCUUUCAAGGAGAGACCGUUAAAACCGACCCUUUUUCGGAAAUUCUACGAGCGAGGCGACUUGCCCAUUGCGCUGAAACACGACACCAAAGGCCAUCAAAUCGCCUGGAAAGUAGAAAUAGAAAAGCUGGACUACCACCACUACCUGCCACUGUUUUUCGACGGGCUAUGCGAGACGGUGCACCCAUACGAGUUCUUCGCUCGACAGGGGAUCCAUGAUAUGUUGGAGCAUGGAGGUCCCAAGAUUCAACCAGUCAUCCCGCAGCUCAUCAUCCCAAUCCGGAAUGCCUUGAACACAAGGAACCGCCAGGUCAUCUGCACCACCCUUAAAGUCAUUCAACACCUGGUCAUGUCCGGAGAGAUGGUAGGAGAGUCUCUAGUGCCAUAUUACCGACAAAUCUUGCCCAUUUUAAACAUCUUCAAGAAUAUGAACAUAAACUCCGGAGAUGGGAUCGACUACAGCCAGCAGAAGAGGCAAAACAUAGGAGACCUCAUCCAGGAAACUCUGGAGAUCCUGGAGCGCUACGGAGGAAUGGAGGCCUUCAUCAACAUCAAGUACAUGGUGCCCACCUACGAGUCCUGCAUGAUCAACUGA
Boleophthalmus pectinirostris (great blue-spotted mudskipper) is the source of this 900-nucleotide messenger RNA. RefSeq names its product parkin coregulated gene protein-like. The record is from RefSeq and is a predicted model, not a curated record. Gene Ontology annotation, molecular function: Hsp70 protein binding; Hsp90 protein binding. The coding region runs from base 190 to 900 and encodes 236 amino acids. Gene Ontology annotation, cellular component: neuron projection; vesicle; cytosol. The transcript has a single exon. NCBI's taxonomy places the organism in Eukaryota, Metazoa, Chordata, Actinopteri, Gobiiformes, Gobiidae.